GCACAGAUCGUCACAGCAUCUGUGUGAGCUGCUGCUGCUUCAGACUGGAGCUGCUGGAUCUCCCCACACACACAGAGCUGCUCUCUCAGACUUCCUUCUCUAUCGACACACAGCAGCAUGACUCGCUGAUCUAAUCUAACCCUGUUCGGGUCAGAGUGCGCUCGUGACGUCACGACGGUGCUCGGUCAUCUCGCGGAACCCGGAAGCGGGAGUCAGUGCCUGGCAGCUUUCCUGGGAAGAAGGCGCUGUGUUUCCUGUAAAUGAGCCGUAUUUGUAGUACAUCUCUGUUCAGCACAUAACCUGUCUGAGGUCAUUUGGAAGAGACAAACAUGUGGCCAAAUCAAGGACCUCCUUACGCAGGACCUCCUUACGCAGGACCUCCUUACGCAGGACCUCCUUACGCAGGACCUCCAGCCGCUCAGCCGCACAAUCCUGCCUUUCCUGCACCUCCAAACCCAGCAUAUCCAGCCAUGACCAUCCCAUCAUGCCCUCCUGGACCCAACCCCGUCUACCCGCCCGGCAUGAACCAGCCCACAACCAUCCCUUACACCACACCAUACCAGCACCCAUUUCCUCCGGCUGUGGCCGGGCCGCACGGGCCGUUCCCUGGAGCAGGACAUCCCUGCCCUGUCCCGCAGUAUGGGGGUCCCCCGGCCGGAAUGAGCGUACCUGGACAUAAGAAACACAAGAAGAUGAAGAAGAUGAAGAAAGGGCAUAAAGCUCACAAGGAGCAUAAGCACAUGAAGCACGGCAAGCAUUCCUCGAGCAGCAGCAGCAGCAGCAGCAGUGAUUCUGACUGAAGUGACCCAUUCACAGCCUGUUUUCCUCUGAUUUCACAAGUGCCAGGGCAAAUAAUACAGCCCAGCAGCAAUAACAUGAUAAACAAAUGCAGUGAUGCAUAGCACUUAAGUAAAUGUAUGUGUUUCUGUGAGUCUGAAUGCUUUUCUUAAUUAAAGAUCUAUAAAUAAUGAGCUGUUGUUGUGAGGAGAUCAUCUUCAUUAUAACUCGACUCGCACACUAAUGUCAGACGUUUGCCUCUAUUUGACACUGGACAAUUGUAAUUAAACAAGUUUACUUCCUUUAUGCAUUAAAGUUACUUUGAGAAAAGUG
Cyprinus carpio (common carp) is the source of this 1110-nucleotide messenger RNA. It is a transcript of the gene prr13, whose product is annotated as proline rich 13. The record is from RefSeq and is a predicted model, not a curated record. The transcript is spliced from 5 exons. NCBI's taxonomy places the organism in Eukaryota, Metazoa, Chordata, Actinopteri, Cypriniformes, Cyprinidae. The coding region runs from base 330 to 800 and encodes 156 amino acids.